AGUCCACACUAGAGCUGGUUAGAAUUGAAGACUUUGAGUGCGUCAUUUUUCCUGUCCACGUUUCCACUGUAGCCAUAUAUUAUUGAUCAAAACUAUCUGCCUAUUCAUUAAUAAACCAUUAAUCCGUUUGUUAAGACGGACACCACACUAAAACAAACAUAUUUAAAUAUGUAGAUGGGAUAUAUUUGACUUCCUUUACACGCAGUGUUAUUAAGAUAAUGUGACCGUGUACAAUUGACAUUUCUACCCGUUAGGUCCAUAUAGUCACGGACUCAGUGAUGGUGAGGGAUCAGGCGUGUCGGAAGAAGCUUCAAUCCUCUAAUGCCCUUUUAAGGGUUAUAGGACAAUGUAGAAGACGAGUGGGAGGAUGGAAAAGGGGGAAAAAAAACAUUGAUGCGAUGGGGGAAGUUUACGUGUGUGUGCGCGCGUAAAGUCUGACGUCUCCUGGAGCAGGUUAUAAUACAGAUCAGCCGAGAUAUAUAAAAGACACAGUUUUAGUUUCUUGGAUCGGCCUAAAGAGAAAAGCGCAUCUCUAAAGCACCUGUUCCUGAAUUACAUCCCAACUACAGUGUUGUAUACACUAGUCCUCCGGUAUGGUGUUCAAAAGUGGUCCUGUGUCUCAGUCCAUGCGAACCCAUCAGCAUCAGCAGCGCUCCUUUCCACUGCGCUGGCUGUCGGUGUUGAUCCUGACUCUCCUCAUCCUGUCCACAAGCGCCACCUGUGCGCAGUGCACCACGGUUGAGCAAGACCUGCACAUCGUUCACAACGUCGACAACAGAAGCCCUGAGAUUGACCCGUUCUGGUAUGUGGGUCGCGGCGUGAGACCCAUCGGUCGCUUCGGGAAGCGUGAAAGUGACGCAUCGUUCCAGCAAGCGCUCCUUUUACUGCUGCUCAGCGCGCUCAGAAACACGCAGAACGAGCGCAUCGGAGCCUCCUCACCAAACACGGACUAUUACUCAGAAGUGCACAAAUCCUUUACUUGAACACCUAUAAUAACUAACACCCGAAACUUCUUGGUUUUGGAAGGGUUUUGGAACAACAGCAACCAAUUAUAUAAGGUAGCUUAUUAUAGUACACUGUACUUUAUAAUCGAAAAUGAUUGAAAACAUUACCUGCAUAACCCAUCUACAUCACAAACUAAUUUAAAGGAAGCAUACAUGAAUAGAGCUGUCUAAAAAAACAUAACUUUAUGAUACGUGCAUUAAAUCCAUGUAACUGGUCUUUACAGGUCUUUAAAAUUCAACAAAGUUAAAAUAUUAUUAAAAAAGGAUGUUAAAUACAGCAGUGGGGGACUUGUAUGCAAUAUCUCUCCAUCAUCGAUUAUAAUCAUUUCAUUGUCUCCUAAUUCCUGAUUUAAUGUUCUAUGUUUUUCAUGUUAUCUCACAAUUGCUGUUUUCACUUACAAAUCCAUUUAUUGCUUGAAUAUAUGUACAUGUCC
This is a messenger RNA of Tachysurus fulvidraco (yellow catfish), 1438 nucleotides long. RefSeq names its product prolactin releasing hormone 2 (gene prlh2). The coding region runs from base 594 to 983 and encodes 129 amino acids. Gene Ontology annotation, molecular function: hormone activity. NCBI's taxonomy places the organism in Eukaryota, Metazoa, Chordata, Actinopteri, Siluriformes, Bagridae. The transcript has 3 exons. The record is from RefSeq and is a predicted model, not a curated record.